This is a messenger RNA of Solanum tuberosum (potato), 1120 nucleotides long. RefSeq names its product transcription factor R2R3-MYB (gene AN1). The coding region runs from base 17 to 814 and encodes 265 amino acids. The record is from RefSeq and is a predicted model, not a curated record. The transcript is spliced from 4 exons. NCBI's taxonomy places the organism in Eukaryota, Viridiplantae, Streptophyta, Magnoliopsida, Solanales, Solanaceae.
AAAGGUAGUAAAAUAUAUGACUUCACAUGUAAUGAUCAUGAGUACUCCUAUGAUGUGUACAUUUUUGGGAGUAAUAAGGAAAGGUUCAUGGACUGAAGAAGAAGAUAUUCUUUUGAGGAAAUGUAUUGAUAAGUAUGGAGAAGGAAAGUGGCAUCUUGUUCCAACUAGAGCUGGAUUAAACAGAUGCAGAAAAAGUUGUAGACUGAGGUGGCUAAAUUAUCUAAGGCCACAUAUCAAGAGAGGUGACUUUGAACCAGAUGAAGUGGAUCUCAUCUUGAGACUUCAUAAGCUCUUAGGCAACCGAUGGUCACUUAUUGCUGGUAGACUUCCAGGAAGGACAGCUAACGAUGUGAAAAACUAUUGGAACACUAACCUUCUAAGGAAGCUAAAUACUAGUACUAAAUUUGCUCCUCAACCACAAGAAGGAAUUAAUACUAGUACUAUUGCUCCUCAACCACAAGAAGGAAUUAAGUAUGGGCAAGCCAAUGCCAUAAUAAGACCUCAACCUCAGAAAUUCACAAGCUCCAUGAAGAUUAAUGUCUCUUGGUGCAACAACAAUAGUAUGGUAAAUAAUGAAGAAGCAUCGAAAGACAACAACGAUAUGCAAUGGUGGGCAAAUAUACUGGAAAAUUGCAAUGACAUUGGAGAAGGAGAAGCUGAAAGAACACUACCUUCAUGUAAGGAAAUUAAUUGCAAUGAAAUUGAUAAAAUACCAAGUUUGUUACAUGAUGGAGGCAACUCCAUGCAACAAGGACAAAGUGAUGGUGGUUGGGAUGAAUUUUCUCUAGAUGAUUUAUGGAAUCUACUUAAUUAGCGGGUGAUUUACACGAAUGACCUGAGAGGUGAAUGGUCUUGAACUUUUGAUUUCGCUUGUCUUAUCCUACUGAUAAAACUUCAAGUUUUACAAGUCCUUAUUUUUAUUCUUGAAGAUUUGCCUAUGGAGUAAAUUGAGGUAAAAAAUUCGAGACCACUCAUAUAAUUAGGUGCAUGGUCUUUGUAUUAUCUACGUGUGUACUUUUGUGUUUUUAAGGUGAUCAAGUUUAUAGUGGAAUGUGAAAGUAUUCCAAGUGUGAAGUAUGUAAUAUGAUAUAUGAAAUGAAGUGAGUAUUAUAUUAUAUUA